CAACAAACUCAUUCUCCAAGGACUGAAGAAACGUCUCUGAGACGCCAAAGAGGCAUGGGCAACAGAGCUUCCACACAUCUUAUGGGCGCAAUGCACGACACACAAGACGGCCACGGGCGAAACUCCGUUCACUCUCACUUAUGGCUCCGAAGCGGUCUCCUCGGAAGAAAUGAAUCUACCCUCCCUCCGUGUCCAAGCAUACAACCCGGAAGACAAUCACAAGAAGCUACUUGAACAGUUAGACAUGGUGGAGUCACGUCGCGAGGCGGCCAUGGAACGGAUCAUGAACGAGAAAGCCAAAGUAGCUGCUUCCUACAAUAGGAAGGUGACACCGCGAUCGCUCGAGGAGGGAGACAUGCUUCUCAAGCGUGACUUCCACAAGAAAUAUGAGCACGGCAAGAUUGUCGCAACAUGGGAGGGCCCAUUCCUCACUAGAGAGAAAACAGGUCCCAGCACCUUCCGCCUGGCAACCAUGGAAGGCAUCCCAGUCUCUAAAACAUGGAACGACGUGCACCUGAGAAAGUACUAAGCAGACGCGGUCUGAAGUAGUUCAUGUCUGUGCAAGGACAAUUUUAGUGGCUAGGGUGACACACCCACCACUUGUAAUGGCGUAUUGGUCGCUACCAAGCAACUGCUUUUUCCCAAGUAAUACACCUACAAAUUUCGGCCAAUUUCCCCGAUUCCAAGGGUUUUUUCUUUCACCCAGGUAAUACGAAAACUUAAGAUACAAGAAGUAGCAUAAACCCACUCCAACGCGGUCGCCAACAUGCCAAACACACAGCUUAGAAAGCUCAUAAACAUGAUGUAGCAUAAAACCGCUCCAACGAAAUCACAAGAAAUUGUUCGCGUAACG
Messenger RNA from Linum trigynum, 853 nucleotides. NCBI's taxonomy places the organism in Eukaryota, Viridiplantae, Streptophyta, Magnoliopsida, Malpighiales, Linaceae. The record is from the annotation of a GenBank genome assembly.